Molecule: messenger RNA, 810 nt
Organism: Alternaria atra
Lineage: Eukaryota; Fungi; Ascomycota; Dothideomycetes; Pleosporales; Pleosporaceae
Exons: 1
Coding region: 1-810 (269 amino acids)
Source: RefSeq, a predicted model, not a curated record
AUGACCACCACGUCGGCCGAACUUCCUCCGACCCCCGUCAGCAAUGGCACCGUCAACCUGUCCGCCGUCAAACCUCCAUUCUUCGACAUCAACGGCGAGAAAUCUGUACACUAUGGCGUGCUGCUCUUCCCCGGCUUUCAGGCGCUCGACGUUUUUGGUCCCCUCGAUGUCUUCAACUCGAUGUCCAUGCUCUACCACUUCCCCACGAAAUUGACUAUGCUCGCCGCAACCGCUGACCCUGUAGAGACGUCGCAUCAAAGAGCUGGAAACAUGAUGUUUUCGCAUCCCGAGACGGAUGUGUCGCAAAGCAUGAUGGUAGACCGCACAUUUCACGAACAACUUGAACUUCAAGAGUUGGAUUCGCAAGGGAAUGCAAGGGCUGGCGCCAUCGACGUCCUCAUCGUACCCGGUGGUGUCGGUACGCGUAAUGAUAUGAGCGCCGAGAUCGACUUCGUGAGGAAUAUGUACCCCAGUGUGAAAGCUUUGUUGUGUGUGUGCACUGGAGCCACGAUUCUGGCGCGCGCUGGUGUCCUAGACGGGCGGCGUGCGACGACAAACAAGCGCGCCUACGCGUGGGCGACGAGCACAGGGCCGAACGUGGAUUGGGUUGCGGAGGCGCGAUGGGUCGUGGACGGAAACAUCGUUACUGGCUCUGGUAUCAGCGCGGGUAUAGACGCAACAUAUGCCUUCGUGGGAUUGAACUAUGGGGAGAAGAUCGCACAAGAGUUGGCUGAUAGUGCGGAGUACGUGCGCUGGACUGAUCCUGACCAUGAUCCGUUCGCAAAGAGAUGGAAUGCCAGUAACGCAUAA